This is a messenger RNA of Saccostrea cuccullata (small rock oyster), 2731 nucleotides long. RefSeq names its product alpha-1,3-mannosyl-glycoprotein 4-beta-N-acetylglucosaminyltransferase C-like. Bases 56 to 1663 code for a protein of 535 amino acids. Lineage: Eukaryota; Metazoa; Mollusca; Bivalvia; Ostreida; Ostreidae. The transcript is spliced from 6 exons. Gene Ontology annotation, molecular function: acetylglucosaminyltransferase activity. The record is from RefSeq and is a predicted model, not a curated record. Gene Ontology annotation, biological process: protein N-linked glycosylation.
CUGAUAAGCGGUUCAUUGUGACGUUUACUCACAAUGAACAUGUGAGGAUGGUAGAAUGAAGCUGGGGUUCUUUAAACGGAUCGGAUAUGGAAUUCUGAUACUUUGUGGUCUAACGAUAAUAUUCCAUGUGACUGUGCUUAAUAAGCGCCGAUCAAGUGAUGUACUUUCUUUUCGAGCAAAAGACUUGUCACAGAAAGAAUAUAAAUGGCCAAAUGAUGGAAAGGUGAAACAGGGUGUACAACAAUGGACGUCAUUCAGAGACAAAGGAACACUCGAAAAAGAAAGUGCUGUAGUCCAAACAGAUAAUCAUACGCUCCAUUUUUCUACCAACACAAAGGACGUGUUGCCAGGAAGUGAUGUUAAGGACUAUGUACCAAGACAAGUGUCAUAUCAAGACUUCUUAAACCAGCCAUCAGUAGAUCUCACGAAGCUGCGGGCAAACUGGAGAGCUGAUGCCCGCAUUAUACAGAACGCCAGUAACAAACAAAGGUUCUUGACGAUUGGGAUACCGACAGUAAAACGUGAGAAAGACGAAUACAUUCUGAACACGGUGCAAUCCAUAGUGAACUGCACGAAAGAACACGAACUUUCGGAAAUUUACAUUGUAGUCUUCCUCGCAGAUUUUGACGCAAAAUGGAAGGAAGAUAUAAGCAAUCGAUUGCGAAAAAACUUUCAAAACAUUAUCUCCAAGGGCACCCUGCACGUGAUCCAAGCAUGGGAGUCCUUUUAUCCGCCAUUGGAUAAUUUAAAACACACGUUUGUAGAUCCGGAGACCAAGAAAAAAUGGCGGGCUAAGCAGAAUGUAGAUUACGCAUUCUUGUUUCUGUAUAGUCAAGUUCUCGCAACGUAUUACAUUCAGUUAGAAGAUGAUAUUUACACGAUACCAGGUUAUUUAACCAUCAUUAAAGAAUACAUAAACAAGGUCAAGGACCGCUGGGUGUGUUUAGAAUUCUCAGAACUAGGCUUUAUAGGAAAGUUAUACCACUCCUGGGAUAUUGAAAAACUUGCCAAAAUGGUGCUUCUGUUUUACGCACAACAGCCUUGUGACGUAACAUAUUUGAAUUUCAAUGUACAAAUGUUGCAAUUUAAGCGACGGAUUCGUCGACCAACCAUAUUUGAACAUGUAGGCUAUCACUCGUCACUUCCGGGUAAAAUACAACCUCUCAAAGAUCGCUUCUUUUUGGCCCACCCCAAAACCUUAAAGGGCGAUAACCCUACCGCCAGGAUCUACACCAAUAUGCCGUUCGAGGGAUAUUUUAACCCCGACAAAGCGUACAGCAAGGAAGACGGUGUAUUCUGGAGUAAAAGGAUUGGGAAAGCAAACGAUUGGGUCUCGGUAGUGUUCGAAGAGCCGCAACUUCUGGACAAAAUAAUCAUACAGACAGGAACAGAAUCUCACCCGGGUGAUAAAAUUCAUUACGCCAAACUUGAGGCCAGUCUCGCUUCUGUUCCAAACGGGCCCGGAAGGCCGGAGUGUAAGGAUAAUAAACUUCUGGGUUAUUUUGAAGAUGGCGAUAUUAAAAUUGAGAAUGUUCGAUCUAUCACCAAACAGCAGAAAAUUCACUGUUUGAAUAUCAUCAUUACGAACAAACAAGAAACCUGGGUGAUAGUCAAAGAAAUUGCCGUAUUUACUGUACCAAAGGAAAAGAAACAGAAGUCUUGAUAGUCCCAAAGAUUUUUUUCUGACAAAAAGCACUCAGUUCUAUAUAACGGGAGCCAUAACUUAAGGAAGUGCAAUAUUUCUCAAAGAAUCCAUGUAAAAAGUAUCGAGAGUCGAGAAAGUUGAGAACAGUACUAGUGCAAUAUUUAAUACUGAUAUACGUAUCAGUUUGUAUGUGUGGUCAUAAAAAUAAUUGAGAUAUGGAGAGUCGUGAGUAAACGAAGGUAUGGUUUGUGAAAAAGAUGUUCUUUAAAAAAAUGCUUUUGGAGAGCUACAAGCAGUCGAUCCACUGAAAUGUGAAUCAUCAAAGAAUAUUUUCAACAACAAAUGUGAAAUGGCUACUUUUAAAACAUUUAGUAAACAUGCUCUAGGUGACACAUUCUCAACAGAAAUUGAACUGUAUUAAAUCAGUCGGACAUCUUAUCCUUUUUAUAAACAUGUCUUAAAAUGAGACAAUUCUUCAAGAGAGGAAUUUGGGUCACAUUAGUUAGAGUUUAGUGCUAAAGUGCCCCCCUCGGCUCCCUCCUUUUUCAACAAGACCCUUUUAUAAUUGAAAAUUUCCACUGAAAUUUUAUGAUCGAUUCCCCUCCCCACUUUUUGAUCGUAAUUUGGUAGGCCCUAAUGGAUUAAAAAAACUGCUUGUGAACAGAAGUUUGAACCUUAACCCGCACCCCACCCCUUUAAACAAUGAUUGUCAAUUUUUGGACAAUUGUAGACAAAACAGUGCCAUUUCCUCUAUUGGCCGGUAACCGUGCAACAGGUGAGCGUUGUUUGAUUCACGGGCUUCUUGUUUUUUCUUUUGAAGCAGCCAUACCUUUCUUUACGCACCAUUUACGUCAUUUCCUGUAUAAUUCGAAGAUCAAAACCAGCGCUUGAUGUGUGUCAGCGUUAUUAAUAGAGCUUCCUUUUUGUGUGUAGAAUAGCAGAAAUUUGAGCAAUUGUAUUCAAUGAGAGAGAGACAGAAGGAGAGAGAGAGAUGCUUUCCACCGGUGUUUUUAAUUAAAUAAUUAUGCUUUAUUUUGCAUUAUUUUAGAUCUCUACAAGUGUUUAUUCCGUUGUUUUUGUUUUUUU